GGAUCACUCUAUUUUUAAAUCUAUGUAUGAUAUGACCCAUAAAUGUCGUUUUAAUGAUUAAAUAACUUUAUAGAACGUAUUAUUCACAUAAAUAAUAUCAGUUGACCUCGCAUCAUACUCGUAGUGCGUUUGGGUGACCGCUGCGCGUUGCGACUUACUGUGUGCCAUGUGCCCUAUAUCUUAAAAACGCCUGAUUGCAUGAAAAAAUGUUUUAAACAUAAGUUGUCGUAACUUGUAUGCUCUACAAUUCACACCCGUAUAGAUGUAAAAUCCGAUAUCCGAUUUUUAUGACAUUUUACCUUGAAAAACUUCCGACGUGUAUGUUAACGAGAUUUUUGUGACUUUUACGAGAACCAUUAGAACGCCAUAAUGAAGGUGUAUACGAGUUUCCAGCUUAUUAUCUCUCAUAUCGAAGUGAAUCGCUUAAUUUGCCCGGCCUGGGUUAUUAAUAUAUCUAUUAAUAACUGUACGCAGUUAAGAUGCUUACCUAUUAAAUACGACCAAAAUGACAAGAAUAUAGACACACGACGUAAAUGUAUGGGCAAUAAGUUUGGGUAAGUACAAAUAUUUUUUUAUCUGUUUUAUAUAUUUUUUUUUGUAUAUUUGCACAUUCAGAAAAAAAAAUAUAGGUGCCUAUAUUGAAAAUUUUAUUUAGCCGAAAAAGGUUUAACUGAUUCAUGUCGGACUUAAAAUGUUGUACCUACUUAUUGAUUAUGAGCAGUAAUUUUACGUAAAGAACAUGAUUUUAUAAGGAUUUUUCAAUGUAGAAUCAAUAUAAUCUAGAACCAAGAUGGAUGCGAAACCGUUUUUAUUUUCCCAAGUGUCAUUAGCACAGAGUGCAUGUUGUUAAAUAAGGUGUAAAAAACAUUAGACUUAUGGGAUACAAAACAACUGUUGAACGCAUCUGCUCCACGCAAGGUUUAUUUAAGGGGAUGUGGCGACCCGCGGGCCACUCUCGCGCCAACCGCCGGUCGCGUCGCUCGCUCGUUCGAUCUCGUCGCGCUACUAAGAACAACCAACUUACGAUGGUGAAAAUGAAGUGCUUAACGAUAUGUGCGGCUUUGACUUUAACAUGUUGUAUGAUUGCCGUGGAUGCAGCUGAAUUUGACAUGAAGAAUGAAAUGAAGGCGAUGGCGGAACAGAUCGAGAUUUUGAAAACUUUGCACCUAACAGACGUUACGCGACUCAAGCGUGAAAUCGAUGAGCUGAAGGAAACGUCAUCGGCUCCCGCGACGGGUAGCCAGUUACAGAACGAGCAAACGACUCUCCAGUGGGCACGCGCGUCGCUGCAAGAGCUGCGCGGGCAACUGCGCGAGCUGCGCGCGCAGCUCGACAGCUCCGCGCUGCUGCGACAGCUGCACGUCAUGCGCAAUGAGCUGAAGCAAGCGUUAGUGGAGACGUCAGAUCUGGGGCAGUUGGCGCGCACGCAGGAGACUCGCGUGGACAAGCUGGACAGCGCGGUGGGCCGCCUGCAGUACGAGGCACGCCAGGCGCGCGACGCCAGGGCCGAGCACCGAGCGCUCAUCGCCUCCCUGUCCAAGGAGGUUAAAACUAAGCAGAUGGAGGAACUAAGCACUGCCAAUUACAACGACGUGUACGAUAUCCACGAAGUGAAAGAAGGCGAGCCGAAGCCGGCCCACAGCCACAAGUACCGGCACAACAAGAUGGUGCACGCGCAGAUCUCGCGCCUGGCGCGCAGCCAGGAUCAGCUCGACGAGUUCCAGCAGAGCCUGCAGACGCAGCUGCUCGACGUGCAGCGCCGCCUCGACCGCUUCGAGGAGCCCAACUGGAACCUUCUGUCUGCAAAAGUCGAAUUCCUCGAGAUGGACACUAAAAACCUCAGAGAUGAAUUGAAGAACAUCACUCAAAGCGUAUCCGAUUUCGACAAAGUACACGCAUCGAUGUUAGAAUUGCGUGAAGAUGUUGAAAGCAUCGAGAAUAAGGCUGAUAAAACUAUUCCGGAAUUCAGGAAAGAGAUUUCGAAACUGGAUAUAAGUUUUGCACAGCUUACCGCCCAGUCGUCGUAUCUUAAAGAAGACCAAGAGAACCUGCGACAGUCGGUGAAGGCGAUCGCCGUGAGCGUGAGCAACGCGGUAGACCGCGCCGAGCUCGACCGCGUGCUGAUCAAACGCAUCAAUGACUCCGUGGCGGACCUCACCACCAGAUCCAAGGAACAUUACUAUAGACUAAACGAUCACAUUCUUAAGAGUGAGGCCAGCCAUGACAUGAAUAUCACCGAUACCAUUACGCUGCCUGAACUGAUGGGAGAGGUCAAAGAGCUACAGCCCGUUCAACGAGAAUAUGAAGACUUAGUAAGCCAACUGCCAAAGGACUGUGCAAGUAUAUCCGGCCCGGCCGGCAUUUAUCUUAUCCGCCCUGGCAACACGCCUCUGGACACAUGGUGUGUUAACGGGAGCACUCUGUUGCAGCGACGAUACAACGGCUCGAUUGAAUUUAACAGAAAAUUCACAGAGUACGCCCACGGUUUCGGGGACCCGACUUCUGAAUAUUGGCUCGGACUUCAAUCCAUGCACCUACUGACAGCCGAUAAUUGUUCGUCCAUGAGGAUUGAUAUGACCGAUAUCUACGGAGGGGUCUGGUAUGCCCAAUACGAGCAUUUCUCGGUGGGAAGCGCCGAUACGGGUUACGUGUUGGAAGUGAGCGGGUUCAAGGGUAACGCGAGCGACGCCUUCGAGUACCAGAACCACAUGGAGUUCUCGGCCAUAGAUCGCGACCGCGACAUCUCGAACACUCACUGCGCCGGUAACUACGAAGGCGGCUGGUGGUUCUCGCACUGCCAGCAUGUCAACAUCAACGGCAAGUACACGUUGGGCCUCACGUGGUUCGACUCCUCGCGCAACGAGUGGAUCGCCGUCGCCUCGAGCGAGAUGCGGAUGUACCGCCGACCCGGCUGUACUUGAACACCCGAGUCGCCCCAAAACAUAAAUUAUAUUCAUAUUAUUGUUAGACUAGAAAGAAAUCGCCAAGGAUUGAUAUUGUUUAUAAUAUAAUAAUUUAAAUGUUACCAAAGAUAGCGCUAGUAGGAAAACAAUGGCACUUACUUAAUUUUCUCAUAUUCAUAUUCUUAUUUACUUUUACUGUAAGAAGGCUUGCUUAUACAUCUAGGUAGAUGUUUUCUUCGUAUUUGUAAACUUAAAGUAUGAUAGGUACAGUCACGUCUGAAAAUAUCGAUACGAAAAUUGUGCCAAACAUAUGUAUACACUACCUUAAUAUAUGGACAAUAAAGUUGUGUAUACAUAUUUUUGGCACUUUUUUCGUAUCGAUAUUUUCAGACAUGACCGUACAAAUUCUCAGUGGAGCGAUAUUGUUAUUAGCUUGAGGAUAUUGUUUAGUAAAAAUGGCAUAUUACGUAAGUACCAAACAAUCAUCCCUUAAUAGUAUCUAAAUAAAUUAAUGUCUAAUUUAAGAAAGUUAUUUAAAUAAUUUUAAGCCUCAUGUUAAUGCUGUCGCAUUUAUUAUUGAUGUAGGAUGUUCCAUAAAUUUGGAGGUUACCUGCCGAUUAAAAAUAGGUCAAAGCUCUAAGACCAUGGUUUUUCAUUAAACAUUGAUGAAUGUAUGUACACACGCAGGGUGUAUCGUACCGGUGCGAGGUACAGGGCCCACAGCAGAGGCAGUGCUAGUCGUGCGCUUUAUAGCACAUACAAAGAAAUACUAACAUCUGUGUUGUGCUAAAUUUUGUAGCCAAAUUUGAAACCUAAGGUAAAUUGCGCUGUACGACGCUAUAGGGAGCGUGCAUGAACGUAAAUGAGGCGUAAAUGUAAUGUUUAUCGUUCCGAUGUAGCCCACAAGAUGGCAGAACUUACUAUACACAAGAAAACACGUGACGUGUAAAUGUACAUGUUUAUGGUUCUGAUUCAGGCCACAAGAUGGCAGACCCUCCAACGCGCACGGUCCCUAUACGUUUGUAUGUAGUAACUGGAUAGUCAAUCGAUAGCGCUUGACGACUAAGUGGCACAUAGCGAGUACGAGCCGUACCAUAUUUGCACUACCUAUAUAAUCUUUAAUCCUCUUGGUACUUAAUGGUAUAUUUAUAGUGAGGACGUGUACUUGUCGUAAAGAAACCAAACUCGUUUUUUGGAGCACGGCUUGGUCUACUUGACCGGCAUCAUUUGUUUUAUUUUAUGUAAGUUAUUAUCAUAUCAAUCAGGCUUUAUUAUAUAUUAUAAAAACCACUAAAGUUGUUAUUCCAUUGUUCGUGUAACGCAUUUCAAGUAUUCAGCAGUUGUAGAUAAUUUAUAUAAUAUAUACCUAUACGAGUAGGUACUAUCAGGAAAGUUUAACUCGCACAUAGUGGCGUCGGUAGUAGAUGAUUAGUACCAGUCACUGAAAUUUCAAUGCAUUCCAUUAGUUGGUCGAUUUUAAGUAGUAGCGUAAUUACUAAAUAUACAUUUUGAUAGGUCCAAAGAUAUUGUAUACAUUUUUAAUGUAGGUAUUCUCGAAAUGGUA
Molecule: messenger RNA, 4467 nt
Organism: Cydia pomonella (codling moth)
Lineage: Eukaryota; Metazoa; Arthropoda; Insecta; Lepidoptera; Tortricidae
Gene: sca
Product: protein scabrous
Exons: 6
Coding region: 876-2921 (681 amino acids)
Source: RefSeq, a predicted model, not a curated record